CUCGGUUUGGAAGUUUUGUGUUAAGCGAACAGCGCAUACCCGUGUUUCGGUAACAUAAAAGUCCAACGUUGCAGUGUGCAUCUUCAGAUCGAGCGCAUAAGAAAACCGUCGAACCGCUAACAAUGUUCUCCAAAGUGAUCGCUGUUUUGGCCUUUGCCGCCGUGGUAGCCGCUAAGCCCCAACAUCAGCAAGCCGCCCAAUUUCCGGCCGGAGUCGAUCCGUCUCGCUGCCCAUCGUACCCGAACUGCGACAAUGCGGCACUCCACAGCCCGAACCCCUACAACAACCACGCCGCCAACCACUGGAACCCGAACUGGAAUGCCCAGCCCAGCUGGAACCCGGCCCCGGCUCCUGCCCCGGCCCCAGCUGCCUACUACCAUGGAGCUCCUCAUUCGUACCAGGCCCUGACCGGACCUAGCCACAACUACCUCGGAGCUCCGGCCCCGACCGCCGGAGGUGAUCGUUACCCCGCCGGAGUCAACCCGCAGUCCUGCCCGAACUACCCGUACUGUGAUAACACCGUCCAGGCUGGAGCCCACCAGGCGGCGCCUCUGCCAGGAUUCACCUCCCGCCAGUACCCGGCUGGAGUGUCCCCGCACACCUGCCCGAACUUCCCGUACUGCUAAGCGUCUCGCCCUCUCCUCUCAUCUACCGAACGCAUCUCGGCCUCUUUCGCCCUUCUACGCAACUUUUCCGCCCUUUUACGCGAAUCCGUCCGACCCGUCCACUUUCUCGUCCUCGUUCCUACCGUCCACCUAACGCCCUGGUUGUAAAUAGCGGGUGCCGGAUUGUUUUCGUUAGUGUUUUUGUGCAUGAAAUACUGCCUCAUUAGUAGACAAGCAACGCGCUUCCUUUGGGAAGAUCGGUAGAGCAACUUGAGCUGCACGUGCGCCACAGCGUGACUUCGGGGAGCUUGUUAGAAAGCUUUGUAGUAGCAACAGCAACAAAAAUAUCGACGGCAGAAGCAAAUGUAAUACCUUCAUCGACCACGUUAUCUCAGCGCGCGAUCGCACACAUCGCAAAUUGAAAUUGAAAUGCAAUUGAUUUAAGAAUCAAACACACACACGUCUUUCACUGUUGCUGAAGCAUGAAUAAUAUCACAUGGUUAAAAAUGAGAAACCACUUCCUGAGCAAUGACUUCCGGAAUAUGUUGGUGGGGAAGUUAGGCAAACUGAUUAUACAGGGAUACAGCGAAGUGUUUUAGAAUGCAAACGAUUCUUUUUGCGGAUGGUUGUAAUAUGCCCA
Molecule: messenger RNA, 1245 nt
Organism: Anopheles nili
Lineage: Eukaryota; Metazoa; Arthropoda; Insecta; Diptera; Culicidae
Product: cuticle protein 1
Exons: 3
Coding region: 123-626 (167 amino acids)
Molecular function (GO): structural constituent of cuticle
Source: RefSeq, a predicted model, not a curated record